This is a messenger RNA of Coffea eugenioides, 957 nucleotides long. Its product is annotated as peroxidase 7. Lineage: Eukaryota; Viridiplantae; Streptophyta; Magnoliopsida; Gentianales; Rubiaceae. Bases 1 to 957 code for a protein of 318 amino acids. The transcript has 3 exons. Gene Ontology annotation, molecular function: peroxidase activity; heme binding. Gene Ontology annotation, cellular component: plant-type cell wall; plasmodesma. The record is from RefSeq and is a predicted model, not a curated record. Gene Ontology annotation, biological process: hydrogen peroxide catabolic process; response to oxidative stress.
AUGAAAUUCUCCGUCUCUUUGUGCUUCUUGGUCUUCUUUUUUCUUGAAACUUCUGCAUUUGAUGAUGAUGCUUUGUCUUUCCUUCAUUAUUAUAGAAGCUGCCCAGAUGUUGAAAAAAUAAUCCACAAUAAAGUCAAACAAUGGGUUGCCAAAGAUUACACACUUGCUCCUGCCCUCAUGAGGUUGCACUUCCACGACUGUGCUGUUAGGGGAUGUGAUGCCUCAGUUCUUUUGAACCAUCAAGGAAGUGAAAGAAGGUCUAAUGUGAGCAAGUCAUUGAGAGGAUUUGAAGUGAUUGAUGAUAUCAAAGCAGAGAUUGAGAAGAAGUGCCCUAAGACCGUCUCCUGUGCUGACAUUCUCACUGCUGCUGCUAGAGAUGCAACAGUUUUAGCUGGAGGUCCAUUCUGGCAGGUCCCAUAUGGGAGGAAAGAUGGACGAGUUUCCAUUGCCAAGGAAGCUGAAAUGGUUCCCAUGGGCCACGAAAGAGUCACCGAUUUGAUCGAAUUUUACCAGUCCAAGGGACUGAAUAUACUGGACUUGGUUGCCCUCUCAGGAGCUCAUACAAUUGGAAGAAGCACAUGCGGAUCCCUGCAGUUCAGAUUGUUCAACUACAUGGGAACUGGAAAGCCUGAUCCAACCAUCAACCCCAAGUAUCUAAAUUUCUUGAGGAGAAAAUGCAGAUGGGCAUCAGAAUACGUAGACCUUGAUGCCACCACCCCUAAGACCUUUGAUGUUCAGUACUUCAAGAAUGUUCAGAAUAAGAUGGGGCUCCUAAAAACUGACCAAAUCCUCUAUUCUGAUUCAAGGACAGCCCCUCUUGUGAAUGCAUUGGCUUCCCAAACUCAUGUCUUUCACCAUCAGUUUGCAGCAUCCAUGGUGAAACUUGGGAAUAUUCAAGACUAUUUGAGUGCUGAUGACGGUGAAAUUAGAGUGAAUUGCAACUAUGUCAAUGCUUAA